CCAAUUUCGAAGCCCGGCUGCACUGCCUUGGGGAGGGGGGUUGUGUUGUCGCGGAAGCCAUCGUCGUCGUCGUCGUCUCGCCCCCCGAUCGAUCGUUCUGAUUUCUCACUCGGAAGCCCCGCGCUUCUGCACUAAUCGCUCCCGAACCAAUCUUCAAACUUGCAAGAGGAGGGGGACAGACAUGGCGGGAGCUCUGCGAGUACUUAGAUCUCGCCACCUCUUUCAGCGCGUAUGUGCUGCUUGUGCGGAUCCUUCCACCUCCUAUGCUCUGGAGACUGUUACCAUUCCCACGCCAGGUUACUUCCGCAACAACUCUGGCUCUGCUACAGAGCCAAAGAGAGUAGGCAGGCGGGUGAAGAAGGCAGCGAGGGUAAUCGACCCUGACAACCCCAAUUUGGACCAUGAAUACUCGAAACAGAGUCUAAUACAAGCCGCAAUCGACCAGAUUGCUAAGAAGCAUGGGAAGGAGACAGUUAUGUGGCUUGGGCGGGAGAGUCGUGACUUUAUUGAUGUCGUUCCUACUGGCUCUCUAAACCUCGACAUUGCUCUAGGUGUUGGCGGUCUGCCAAAGGGCCGGGUAGUGGAGAUCUUUGGUCAAGAAGCCUCUGGGAAGACGACGAUUGCUCUUCACGUGAUUGCACAGGCCCAAAAAAUGGGAAAAGGACAUUGCCUAUUUGUGGAUGCAGAGCAUGCAUUAGAUAUGCAAUUUGCUGAAGGCAUCGGUGUGAACACGAAAGAUCUUUUGUUUGUUCAGCCAGAUUAUGCUGAGCAGGCCCUGGAUACUGUCGAUCACUUCGUUCGCUCUACUGGUGUCGAUGUUAUUGUUGUUGACAGCGUUGCUGCACUUGUACCGAAAGCUGAACUUGAAGGAGACAUGGGUGAUUCUCAGAUGGCUUUGCAGGCUCGCCUGAUGAGCAAAGCGCUCCGCAGACUUACUCACUCUCUUAACUCCUCCAAUUGUCUGCUUAUCUUCAUCAAUCAGACACGAGCAAAGCUCAAUACGUAUGGAGGUGGUGGACCAACAGCUGAGGUGACAGCUGGAGGAAAUGCUCUUAAGUUCUAUGCAUCCGUGCGCUUACAAGUCAGGAAAAAAGAACAACUAAGACGUGGAGAUGUGCCCUUUGGAAGUUCGGUUAUUGUAAAAGUGGUGAAGAACAAAGUAUCACCACCAUUUAGGACUGCGGAAUUCGAUAUUGAAUAUGGGAAAGGUAUAUCUCGUGAUGGUGAAGUCCUCGAUCUAGGUGUGAAGCAUGGCUUGCUAGGGCAAUCAGGUUCAUGGUAUUCGUACGAGGGUAAGAACUUCGCAAAUGGAAGAGAAGGUGCGAAGAAGUACCUGCAAGAACACACAGAUCUGACUGAUGCUUUGGUGGUAGCAAUCAAGGAGAAGAUUUUAGGCCAACCACGUGCUAGUGGGGAUUUGGACGACGAUGGGUUCAUUCAAGAGGAGGACGCUUUUGAAGCCGAUGCUGAUAAUCUAGAGGUGACAGGGUAGGAGACAGCAUAGUGUCGUUAAGUAAUUCAAUUUUCACAACUUCGAACUCAACCUGUUCAACAAAAGCAUGGGUGACUAAGCAGCAGGUAUUAGGGAGUUAUUGCGUAUCUUAUGAUAUUCCUUUUGCUUAGGAUGGUUGUGCGACCUUUCCUGCCUGACGAGCGCCAUCAGCAAAAAGCUCGUCCAUUUUGGUGUUAGCUUGCCACGUGAUUCAGCACCAAUGGCAUGUUGUAGAACCUUUCGAGCCGCGUUUUGAAGGGAGAUCUAUGUGCUUAAGAGAAUUAUGGCGAGGAUUCCUCCUGGUGAAGGUACCAUUUUACAUGUACAAUGUCUCUACUUGUGCAGUUUUAUGUGUCUCAGAAGCAUGCUAUUGCUUUAGCCACUGCUCUGAUAAAGGUUGUAAUUUUCUUAUGCACCCUCUGAAAACGAUUUUAUAAUUUGGCAAACUUUUUGUGC
This is a messenger RNA of Physcomitrium patens, 1948 nucleotides long. RefSeq lists its product as uncharacterized. Lineage: Eukaryota; Viridiplantae; Streptophyta; Bryopsida; Funariales; Funariaceae. Gene Ontology annotation, molecular function: ATP-dependent DNA damage sensor activity; single-stranded DNA binding; ATP hydrolysis activity. Gene Ontology annotation, biological process: DNA repair. The record is from RefSeq and is a predicted model, not a curated record.